AGAAAGUGCCACGACUCCACACGCGCGCACGCAGCCAGCGAGCGGCCCGAGCGGACGGCUGACGGGGCGGGUGGCGUCGGGGUCGUGGUGCCUGCAGCUGUUCGGAGGCGGCUUCUCAGCGGAAGCUCGGCCGACUCCUCUCUCCCGGUUCCGCGGCGGCGGCGAAGGCGGCGGCUCCUGCCCUCUCACUCUCCCUCUUGCGUCUCCGGCUGCAGGUGAAAGGAAAGCAAGCCAGAAUGGACAUUUACGACACUCAGACCUUGGGAGUUGUGGUCUUUGGCGGAUUCAUGGUGGUUUCUGCCAUUGGCAUCUUCCUGGUGUCGACCUUCUCCAUGAAGGAAACAUCGUAUGAAGAAGCCCUAGCCAACCAGCGGAAGGAGAUGGCAAAAACUCACCACCACAAAGUAGAGAAGAAAAAGAAGGAGAAGACAGUGGAAAAGAAAGGAAAGACCAAGAAAAAGGAAGAGAAACCCAAUGGAAAGAUACCUGACCAUGAGUUGGCGCCCAACGUGACUGUCCUCCUCAGAGAGCCAGUGCGGGCACCUGCCCUGGCUGUGGCUCCAACCCCAGUUCAGUCCCCUGUGGUUAUUGCCCCUGUUGCCACAGUUCCAGCCGUACCCCAAGGGAAACUAGCCUCCUCCCCUAAGGACAAAAAGAAGAAGGAGAAAAAAGUGGCAAAAGUGGAACCAGCAGUCAGUUCUGUAGUGAAUUCCAUCCAGGUUCUCUCCUCAAAGGCUGCCAUCUUGGAAACUGCUCCCAAGGAGGUGCCCAUGGUGGCUGUGCCCCCAGUGGGUGCCAAGGCUAGAACCCCAGUUGCUGGCACUGCUCAGGGCAGAAAAGCAGAGGGGGCUCAGAACCAGGGCAAGAAGGCCGAGGGGGCUCAGAAUCAGGGUAAGAAGACUGAGGGGACCCAGAACCAGGGUAAGAAGGCUGAGGGGGCCCAGAACCAGGGCAAGAAGGCUGAGGGGGCCCAGAAUCAGGGCAAGAAGGCAGAAGCGGCCCAGAACCAGGGUAAGAAAACAGAGGGGGCCCAGAACCAGGGCAAGAAGGCCGAGGGGGCCCAGAACCAGGGCAAGAAGGCCGAGGGGGCCCAGAACCAGGGCAAGAAGGCCGAGGGGGCCCAGAACCAGGGCAAGAAGGCCGAGGGGGCCCAGAACCAGGGCAAGAAGGCAGAGGGGGCCCAGAACCAGGGCAAGAAGGCAGAGGGGGCCCAGAACCAGGGCAAGAAGGCCGAGGGGGCCCAGAACCAGGGCAAAAAGGCAGAGGGGGCCCAGAACCAGGGCAAGAAGGCCGAGGGGGGUCAGAACCAGGGUAAGAAGGCCGAGGGGGGUCAAAACCAGGGUAAGAAGGCCGAGGGGACCCAGAACCAGGGCAAGAAGGCAGAAGGGGCCCAGAACCAGGGCAAGAAGGCCGAGGGGGCCCAGAACCAGGGCAAGAAGGCCGAGGGGGCCCAGAACCAGGGCAAAAAGGCAGAGGGGGCCCAGAACCAGGGCAAGAAGGCCGAGGGGGGUCAGAACCAGGGUAAGAAGGCCGAGGGGGGUCAAAACCAGGGUAAGAAGGCCGAGGGGACCCAGAACCAGGGCAAGAAGGCAGAAGGGGCCCAGAACCAGGGCAAGAAGGCUGAGGGGGCCCAGAACCAGGGCAAGAAGGCCGAGGGGGCCCAGAACCAGGGCAAGAAGGCAGAAGGGGGCCAGAACCAGGGCACGAAGGCUGAGGGGGUCCAGAACCAGGGCAAGAAGGCCGAAGGGGCCCAGAACCAGGGCAAGAAAGCUGGGGGGGGCCAGAACCAGGGUAAAAAGGCAGAGGGAGCCCUAAACCAAGGGAAAAUGGCAGAGGGGGUGCAAAAUCAGGGAAGAAAGGCAGAUGGGGUCCAGAACCAGGGUAAAAAGGCAGAGGGAACCCCAAACCAGGGCAAAAAGGUGGAGGGAGCUCAAAACCAGGGGAAAAAGGCCGAGGGAACCCCAAACCAGGGGAGAAAGGCAGAUGGGGCCCAGAACCAGGGGAAAAAGGCAGAGGGAACCCCAAACCAGGGCAAAAAUAUGGAAGGAGCUCAAAACCAGGGGAAGAGGGCAGAUGGAACCCCAAACCAGGGGAGAAAGGCAGACGGGGCCCAGAACCAGGGGAAAAAGACAGAGGGAGCCCCAAACCAGGGCAAAAAGGAAGAUGGGGCCCAGAACCAGGGCAAAAAGGCUGAGGGAGUCCCAAACCAGGGCAAAAAGGUGGAAGGAGCCCAAAACCAGGGGAAAAAGGCUGAGGGGGCCCAAAGUCAAGGCAAAAAGGGAGAGGGGGCCCAGAACCAGGGCAGAAAGGGAGAGGGGACCCCCAAUCAGGGCAGAAAGGCAGAUGCAGUUGCUAAUCAGGGCACAAAGGCGGAGGGAACUACAAGCCAGGGGAAAAAAGCAGAGGGGGUCCCCAGUCCAGGCAAAAAGGGAACACCAAACCAGGGCAAAAAGGCAGAAGGGUCCCCCAUUCAGGGCAAGAAGAUGGAUGUGGCUGCUAAUCAGGGUAAAAGGACUGAGUCGGCUCCCAUCCAGGGCAAAAAUACAGAUAUGGUCCAGAGCCAGGAGGCACCAAAGCAAGAGGCACCUGCAAAGAAGAAGUCUGGUUCAAAGAAAAAAGGUGAGUCUGGGCCCCCGGAUUCCGACAGCCCUCUCUACCUCCCCUACAAGACACUGGUCUCCACGGUCGGGAGCAUGGUGUUCAGUGAGGGAGAGGCCCAGCGGCUCAUCGAGAUCCUGUCCGAGAAGGCUGGCAUCAUUCAGGACACAUGGCAUAAGGCCACUCAGAAGGGUGACCCUGUGGCAAUUCUGAAACGCCAGCUGGAAGAGAAGGAAAAGCUUCUGGCCACAGAGCAGGAAGAUGCUGCUGCAGCCAAGAGCAGGCUCAGGGAGGUCAACAAGGAGAUGGCAGCGGAAAAGGCCAAGGCAGCAGCUGGGGAGGCCAAGGUGAAGAAGCAGCUAGUGGCACAGGAGCAGGAGAUCGCGGCCAUGCAGACACGAAUGCAGACCAGCUACCAGGACCACGUGAAGGAGGUGCAGCUGCUACAGGGCAAGAUCCGGACUCUGCAGGAGCAGCUGGAGAACGGCCCCAACACUCAGCUGGCCCGUCUGCAGCAGGAGAACUCCAUCCUGAGGGACGCCCUGAACCAGGCCACAAGCCAGGUGGAGAGCAAGCAGAAUGCAGAGUUGGCCAAGCUCCGGCAGGAGAUCAACAAGGCCAGCAAGGAGCUGCUGGAGAAGUCAGAAGCUGUGCGGCAGGAGGAGCAGCAGCGGAAGGCUCUGGAAGCCAAAGCAGCUGCCUUUGAGAAGCAGGUCCUACAGCUGCAGGUAGCUCACAAGGAGAGCGAGGAGGCCCUGCAGAAGCGCCUGGACGAGGUCAGCCGGGAGCUGUGCCGUACUCAGACCAGUCAUGCCAGCCUCCGGGCAGAUGUGGAGAAGGCCCAGGAGCAGCAGCAGCAGAUGGCUGAGUUGCGCAGCAAGUUACAGUCCUAUGAAGCAGAGGUGAGGAGCAAAGGUGAGGAGCUGAGUGGUCUCCAUGGGCAGCUCAAGGAGGCCAGGGUGGAGAACUCGCAGCUCACGGAGAGGAUCCAAUCCAUCGAGGCCCUGCUGGAGGCAGGCCAGGCCCAGGACACCCAGGCCAGCCAAACGGAGGCAGACCAGCAGCAGACCCGCCUCAAGGAGCUGGAGUCCCAGGUGUCAUGUUUGGAGAAAGAGGCCACUGAGCUCAGAGAGGCUGUGGAGCAGCAGAAAGUGAAGAACAACGACCUUCGAGAGAAGAACUGGAAGGCCAUGGAGGCACUGGCCGUGGCUGAGCGGGCCUGCAAGGAGAAACUGCACUCCCUGACGCAGGCCAAGGAAGAUUCAGAGAAGCAGCUCCACCUGACCGAGACACAGACCAAGGAGGCCCUCCUGGCUCUGCUCCCAGGACUGUCUAUCUCAGCACACCAGAAUUAUGCUGAAUGGCUGCAGGAGCUCAAAGAGAAAGGCUCUGAGCUACUGAAGCAGCCACCAGCUAUCACAGAGCCCUCCUCGGACUUGGCCUCCAAGUUGAGAGAGGCUGAGGAGACCCAGGUCACCCUGCAGGCCGAGUGUGACCAGUACCGCACCAUCCUGGCUGAGACGGAGGGCAUGCUGCGAGACCUGCAGAAGAGCGUGGAGGAGGAGGAGCAGGUGUGGAAGGCCAGAGUGGACGCAGGAGAGGGGGAGCUUCAGAAGUCACGAGCCACAGUGAAGCAUCUCGAAGAGACUGUAGAGAGGCUAAAAGGAGAACUUGACAGUUCAGAUCAGGUGAGGGAGCAUCUGGAGGUAGAGUUGGAGAAGCACAUGGCAGCCGCCAGCACCGAGUGCCAGAACUAUGCCAAGGAAGUGGCAGGGUUGAGGCAACUUUUAUUAGAAUCUCAAUCUCAGCUGGAUGUAGCCAAGAAUGAAGCCCAGAAGCAGAGUGACGAGCUUGCCCUAGUCAGACAGCAGUUGAGUGAGAUGAAGAGCCACGUAGCGGAUGGUGAUGUAGCUGGGUCCCCGGCUGCCUCCCCAGAGGCCCCCCCAGCCAAGAAGGACCCUGUCGAGCUGAAAAUGCAGCUGGAACGGACAGAGGCUGUCCUGGAGGAUGAGCAGACGCGGCGGCACAAGCUCACAGCUGAAUUUGAGGAGGCUCAGGCUGCAGCGUGUCGGUUACAGGAAGAGCUGGAGAAGCUCGGCACCACCAGUCUGGAGUCUUCAGGAACAGAGGAGGCUGCGCAGCUGAAGGAAAGACUAGAAAAAGAAAAAAAGUUAACAAGCGACCUGGGGCGCGCUGCCACCAAACUGCAGGAGCUUUUGAAGACAACGCAGGAACAGCUGGCAAAGGAGAAAGACACAGUGAAAAAGUUGCAGGAACAGCUGGAAAAAACAGCAAACAGUAGCAGCUCAAAGGAGGGCACCUCUGUCUGAGUCUCCUGUGGAAAAAGAAGUUACUGUUCAACUUACCAAAAUGCCUUACACAUUCCUUACAAGUAAACAAACCAGUACAGCGUUAUCCAGGCCCAACUUCGGUAGCUCCAAGAGAAGCCAUGGGAAACAACAGUCUCUUAGAACUACAGGAAUAGAUCUUCCAGAUACUCAGUUUGUAAAAGAACCUUUGUCACAUUUGAUAAACACUACUCCUUGGAAGCAGCCCAGGACCACCACCACCGAGCAGUCGCCAAAGCCCUCAUCAACUAUGUGACAGCCUCCUGGGUGUGUUGUGCCAGGAGGCUGGUUGCUCUAGGGGGUCUGUCAAUCAGUGCAAUUGUCUUGUCUGUUUUCAGUGGGGCAGGGCUGGGAGGUGGGUGGGGCCAGGUCAUAAGUUCUGGAAGGCUGUGGGCGGACUGGAGGACCACAGCCCAGCCUAGCAAGGCAGCAACCCUGCACCCCUUGAAGAUGCCAACCAGGACUGAUGUGUGACUUCCUGGAUGACAAUGCCAUUAAAACCAUCGUUGUUGCCUGGCA
Nycticebus coucang (slow loris) is the source of this 5465-nucleotide messenger RNA. It is a transcript of the gene RRBP1, whose product is annotated as ribosome binding protein 1. The transcript is spliced from 24 exons. Lineage: Eukaryota; Metazoa; Chordata; Mammalia; Primates; Lorisidae. The record is from RefSeq and is a predicted model, not a curated record. The coding region runs from base 237 to 4928 and encodes 1563 amino acids. Gene Ontology annotation, cellular component: endoplasmic reticulum membrane. Gene Ontology annotation, biological process: protein transport.